AUGGAGAAGGAUUUGGAGAAGAACCAGGAUGUCAUCCUCGCAAUGUCGGAGAGCUCCAGCGGAGCACCAUCCAUUGCCACCCGAUCGAAGCCCAAGGCCCUGCGAAAGGAGGCGACUGUCGCGUUGGGCGAGUUCGUCGGUACCUUCCUGUUCCUGUUCUUCGCGUUCGCCGGCACCCAGAUCGCUCUCGAGGCCGCUACCAUCAACCCUUUCACGCCGACAGAUGCGACCAAGCCGCCGGAGGUGCAGAAGCUGCUCUACAUUGCGUUCGCUUUCGGUUGUGCCCUAGCAGUCAAUGUUGCAAUCUUUGCGGAUGUCAGUGGUGGCAUGUUCAACCCCGCGGUGACCACUGCGCUGUGGAUCGUUGGUCUAAUUCGAUGGGACCGGGCUCUCUACUCGAUUGCCGCCCAACUCUUUGCCUCCGUCUGUUCCUCCCUCGUCAUCUCGGCUCUCCUGCCAGGCCCCGUUCCCUUCAAUACGGUCCUAGAUCCAACUGCGUCAAUCCCUCGUGGACUUUUUCUGGAAAUGUUCCUCACUGCGCAGCUUGUUCUCACGAUCCUCAUGCUUCCUUCAGGAGGCGCUAAGCCGCUCUACAUUGGCAUGGCUCUGUUCAGUGCAGAGAUGGCUGGCGUUUUCUUUACAGGUGGCUCUUUGAACCCUGCGAGGAGCUUCGGACCUGCUGUCGUUGUUGGCUUCCAGAGCUACGACUGGAUCUACUGGCUGGGACCUAUGAUGGGUGCCGGGCUUGGUGGUGGAACGUUCAGCUUGAUCAAGUUCCUCCAAGACGAAUAA
Didymosphaeria variabile is the source of this 792-nucleotide messenger RNA. RefSeq names its product Aquaporin-1. The record is from RefSeq and is a predicted model, not a curated record. Gene Ontology annotation, biological process: transmembrane transport. Gene Ontology annotation, molecular function: water channel activity. The coding region runs from base 1 to 792 and encodes 263 amino acids. Lineage: Eukaryota; Fungi; Ascomycota; Dothideomycetes; Pleosporales; Didymosphaeriaceae. The transcript has 2 exons. Gene Ontology annotation, cellular component: plasma membrane.